GCCUCCGCGAUGAUCUGAGCCCCGCUGACGCGCUCCUCUUCCUGCUCUCGCGGGCUUUGCGGAGCCAUCGCGCUGACCCUCCUGUUUCCUACUGCGGAAAAGACGCGCUGGAGUCGAACCAACGAUGCUGAGGCAAAAUAUCUGUGUAAAGUAUGUUGUAAUAGCCACAGAACAGAGAGCACACAUGUGAAACAAGAUGCAGCAACACAGAGGAACAUAGUGUUCCUGGAAUUUUUUGUCCUAAGCACUGAAUGCUUAUUAAAGCCAGUGGUAACAGGAGAAGCAGGAGAUGAGAACACACUGAGAUAGUAACUACCUGCACUUCCACCUUGUGUCAAACAACCAAGAAAGCGUUCCCCCCGCGAUACAACUACAAACUUGAUGAUUCGUGGCAAAUGUCACUUUUGGCAUCAGCUGUACACUUGUUCUAUUCUGUUACCAAGUUCUCUCUGUAGAUGUUUACAGAAGGGAACAUUUUGUUGCUGCUGUGUAUGAACAUCAUGUCAUCCUGAAUCCCAACCCAACAUCCAUCACUGAUCGAAAGUCUGCAUUAGAGCUGAUGAACAAAAACCUAGACAUUUAUGAAGAGCAAGUAAUUGCUGCUGCUAAACAGGGGGCACAAAUAAUCAUCUUUCCUGAAGAUGGAAUUCAGGGCUUCAAUUUCACCAGAACAUCCAUUUAUCCUUACUUGGAGUUCAUUCCAUAUCCUGACUCUGUGACAUGGAAUCCAUGUAGAGAAGCAUACUUGUUCAAUGACACUGAGGUUCUCCAUCGACUCAGCUGUAUGGCACUGAAGAACCAACUGUUUUUAGUGGCAAACGUAGGAACGAAGCAGUUCUGCAAACACAGUGAUCCCUUCUGCCCACCAGAUGGAAGAUACCAGUUUAAUACCAAUGUAGUGUUUAAUGACAAUGGUACGCUCAUAGCAAUAUACCGAAAACAAAACCUGUACUUUGAAUAUGCCUUCAAUACUCCACCAGAAGUAGAUUACACCAUUUUUGAUACCCCCUUUGCAGGCAAAUUUGGAAUCUUCACUUGCUUUGAUAUCCUAUUCUAUGAACCAGCUGUGUCCCUUAUAAAGCAGUACAAUGUGAAACAGGUUGUCUAUCCUACUGCAUGGAUGAACCAGUUACCACUUCUGUCGGCUGUAGAAUUUCAACGAGCUUUUGCAACGGCUUUUAGCAUCAACCUUUUGGCAGCAAAUAUCCACCAUCCUGAUUUGGGUAUGACAGGCAGUGGCAUAUAUACACCAUCAAAAUCUUUCGUUUCUUAUGAUAUGGAAAGCAUUAACGGUAAGCUUAUAGUGGCAGAAAUCCCUGUUCUAUUAGAGCAUGAAACUCAGAUGAAAAACUCUGUAAUAUCUGAUAAAAUACUGGAGAGUUUUUCACACUACCAUAUGGACACAUUGGUUUGUCACAAGGAAGAGCAAAAAGACUGCAGUGGCAUAGCAGAGGGAGCAUUCAAAGCAGCUCUGCCCAUAUUUUACAGUGAAAUGAUGUAUGAUAAUUUCACUUUAGUACCCAUCAUGGAAACAGAAGGAAAUAUCCACAUCUGUUCGAAUACACUUUGUUGUUAUUUAAAUUACCAGAGACUGGAUUUAUCUUAUGAACUCUAUGCUUUAGGAGUGUUUGAUGAUCUACACACAGUACAUGGAACAUACUAUGUACAAGCCUGUGUGUUAGUGAAGUGUGGUGGAAGUAACUAUAGUACUUGUGGACAAGAAGUUACAAAGGCCACUGGGCUGAUAGAUUUUCAGCUUCAGGGAAAUUUCAGUACUCCUUUUGUCUUUCCUCUGUUAUUACGAUCUGAUGUUACACUAGAUUUUGCUGACAAUUUAGGAUGGAGAAGCAACUAUUAUGUCAUGCAGAAAAAGGGAGGAUCUUCUGGCUUAAUAACAGCUGGCUUAUAUGGACGAUGGUAUGAGAAGGACUAAAACAGAAACGUUUGGUGCAACAAAAUCUCAAAAUGAUUAUUCAAAGAAUCUAAUAAAAGGGGACUACUACUGUAUUCUAAA
Molecule: messenger RNA, 2014 nt
Organism: Sceloporus undulatus (fence lizard)
Lineage: Eukaryota; Metazoa; Chordata; Lepidosauria; Squamata; Phrynosomatidae
Gene: BTD
Product: biotinidase
Exons: 6
Coding region: 560-1933 (457 amino acids)
Molecular function (GO): hydrolase activity, acting on carbon-nitrogen (but not peptide) bonds, in linear amides
Source: RefSeq, a predicted model, not a curated record